Molecule: messenger RNA, 1723 nt
Organism: Ictalurus furcatus (blue catfish)
Lineage: Eukaryota; Metazoa; Chordata; Actinopteri; Siluriformes; Ictaluridae
Product: barrier-to-autointegration factor-like protein
Exons: 3
Coding region: 74-439 (121 amino acids)
Molecular function (GO): DNA binding
Source: RefSeq, a predicted model, not a curated record
GGAAACCGGAGUGCCUGGAGGAAACCCCUGAAGUACAGGGAGAACAUGCAAGCUCCACACACACAGGGCAGAGAUGGGAUUCGAACCCCCAACCCCGGAGGUGCGAGGCGUGACCCCCAACCCCGGAGUCACAUUUCUGAGAGCAGCCGCUAUAAGAGAACGUGGGAUGUCGAGCACCUCUCAGAAGCACAGGGACUUCGUCGCCGAGCCGAUGGGGGACAAACCGGUCACUGCUCUAUCGGGCAUUGGAGAUGUUCUGGGCAAGAAGCUGGUGGAACAAGGCUUUGACAAAGCGUUUGUAGUGUUGGGUCAGUUCCUUUUGCUGAGGAAGGACUCCGAACUGUUCUCCGAGUGGCUGAAGGACGCCAGUGGGGCCAAUUCGAGGCAAGCGGCCUCCUGUUCUCAGUGUCUGACCGAAUGGUGUAACAACUUUCUCUGAAUCUGGUGGCUUUUUUUUUUUUUUUUUUUUUUUUUCCCCACUUCCUUUCAGUACUUUCCCUUGUAGCCAUCAUGGAGCAGUUUUAACCUUUUGAACAAAUAUCAUCUAUGCUUUUUGUCUCCCACGAUUCGCACUUCAGAAUUAAUGCUACAUUCGAUGUCAUUGUAUUAAAGUGUGUAGACAUAUGGAUGGUUCUUAAUAGAAUAUUCAGCUGACUUUAAAGAAUAAAGUUUGGAGAGAAUUUUCAGCCAGUUUCAGCGACUUAACCCAAUGACUUACUUGUCGCUUGAUUUUGAUUCUCAGUUUGAGGGGGGGGGGGGACCCUCCAAAUGACCAAUCAAGUUAAAUUUGAAUCACGUGUAAAGGGAAACAGCUGAAAUACUGGGAGUACGGUUUAAAGGUGUGCUCUUGAUCCACCAUGUGCUAUUUUUGCUCGAACGCUCGACUCAAAAUGCACUUGAUUUUACCCAACGAAUGAAAGUGGGCAAGUUGGAACAGGGAAACUAGUGAAAUGAGGCAAUGCAUAGGAUUGAGAAAUGCUGCGACAUGUCUUUCUCCUCUGAAAGUGUUAGCAAGGCAAAGCCGGUGUAUCGCAAUAUACAAAAGCGCUGGCCUUGCUGUUCUGUAUAUGCUUUUAUGUGCAAAUACAUAUGUUUACAUUGUAUUUAGUUGUUAAAAUAGCAUAUGUAUGAGUAAAUGUUGUACAAACCACAUACAUGACUGCAUAAUAUAUUUAUAUUUUCUUUAUUGGGUUGUACAAUUAUACAUUCAUGAUGGACUAUAGUGGUUCAUAUCCUUGUUUGUUUGUUUUUGUUUUUUCUUCUGCACUAAGGGAGAUGUACAGUAUGUUGAUGUACACUCUCAGAAAUAAGGUAUCAAACUUGCUGAGGUGGGACCAGCAAGCGCACAUCCUUUUGUAUCUUUAGUAUGCAAUUUUCCCUGGGCUUUUAAAGUUUUAAUGGGACUUGGUAGCCCUUUCGAUCCAAAUAUGUCCCUUCAAAUUCUUUCUAUUGGUAUACCUAUUAAAGCUACAUCAGAUGUCUCCUGGAUGAUACCACAUCAAGGUGGAACCAUCAGUAAUGAAAAGUUGCUGAAAAUUUAAAAAGUAAAAACUAGAAACCAUCACAGAAAUUCUAAUGGUUUCCAUUACAAAUGCCAUUACAAUCCAUCAGCUGUUAACCAAUUAAAAUCAUUACCAAGUGUCAAAGGUAUUCUAUUGGUCCUUAAUGGUAUCCACUAGACAUGCCAUCAAUAGCAGGCAACAAAUUACCAGUAGAGACUCAA